Molecule: messenger RNA, 624 nt
Organism: Phytomonas sp. Hart1
Lineage: Eukaryota; Euglenozoa; Kinetoplastea; Trypanosomatida; Trypanosomatidae
Source: the annotation of a GenBank genome assembly
AUGGCGGGGUGCCUUCUCGGGCUCUUGGUCGAGUCGGCGCGCGGCCCGAACUCCGCCGAGGCCAUCGAGCGCGUGCUCCGGAAGGGCUUCUUGAGCCCGGUUUUGCAGGAAAUCCCACUCCAGGCGUGCUGCGCCGUGACGGAUGGGAUUCCGCUGGGCGACGGUACGACGGUAUGGGUCGCGACCGCGGCUUUUAACCCGCAUGUCGUCAUUCACGGCAGCAGUGUGGAGGGCGGGUUUACGGGGUCCGAGGAGGUUUAUGAGGACUUUAAGCGCCAGCGAGAGGACGUGGCGGAGGAGCAUACGGUGAUGCAGCUACGCACCGCUUACGAUUACCCGUUGGUGGAUCCAAGUAGCCCUGAAAAGGAGGAACCGGUAGCGGCCAUUGGGGCCUCGCUGAAUGGAUCGUUUAACUCAUUGGCGCUCACGGGCGAGGAGCUCACUGCGGCGUUUGAGCGGAAGGUUUUGGAGGUUCUCACCACGGGACCCCGAACCAGGGCGGACCUUGCGGCUCAUCCUUCUCUUUCGGAAUGGAAAAGUCACCCCUCGUUUGAUGGUCUUUUAAAAUUAUGUUUAAAAAAGCACACGGUCUAUCAAGGACGAAAAUACACUUUAAAAGAGUGA